This is a messenger RNA of Harpegnathos saltator (Jerdon's jumping ant), 3284 nucleotides long. Its product is annotated as hippocampus abundant transcript 1 protein. The transcript is spliced from 7 exons. Bases 548 to 2143 code for a protein of 531 amino acids. The record is from RefSeq and is a predicted model, not a curated record. Gene Ontology annotation, molecular function: transmembrane transporter activity. Gene Ontology annotation, biological process: transmembrane transport. NCBI's taxonomy places the organism in Eukaryota, Metazoa, Arthropoda, Insecta, Hymenoptera, Formicidae. Gene Ontology annotation, cellular component: membrane.
AUAAAUGUGAAAACAAAUGAAAUGGUGGAGUCAUAAAGUCAAUCAAUACAAGAUCAAUGUUUUACAUAAGCAGAUAUUACCAAUGUCAAUCUGUAUAAAAAACAAGUAUACAAUGUAGAAAAAUAUGCAAUUUUGUCACCAAAGUUUCAUGCAAGUUUCAUUUGUAAUGCAAGUAUAUCAACAAAUCAAACAAUGAUCACAGAAACAGAAUGAUGGAGAAAGUCAUUUGUAAAAUAAUUCAGAUAAAAUAGCAAAAUAUAUGUAUACAUAGUGUAUAUAUGUCAAUUACAGUACAAUAUUAUGUAUUAUGUUGGAUAUUGAAAAAGCUAUGAAAAAGCGUGAACUUAAUAGUUGAUACGAACAAACUAAGAGUAACAUCGGAAAGCAAAUCAAAAUUUAAUUUAAAACUGGAAACGGUAUAUUAAUAUGGCAUUAAAAAAGCAUCAUCUAUUUUUUUAUCACAUACACAUGGACAGAUUGAUGACAAAAGCAUCAAUUAAACCGUGAAUAUGAAAAGAAACAUAUAUAGUAACAUUUCUUAGGGGUCAUGCCCCCUGGGGCAAAUGGUAGAACAGAGGGCUUGGGCCCAUCUUGUUCUGAAAUACAUAACAGUCAAGAUCAUGCUGUAGCUAAACUCGCACCUCCUGUUAGAUUUGUUCAACAAUGCUACAAGCAUCUCAAGAGUUCCGGCAUUGGCGAAGCGAGUGUAUAUCAUGCAUUGGUUGUAAUAUUUUUAGAAUUCUUUGCAUGGGGACUAUUAACCAUGCCUAUUAUUUCGGUAUUGAAUGAAACGUUUCCGGAUCACACGUUCCUGAUGAAUGGCUUAAUAAUGGGGAUUAAAGGAAUCUUAUCUUUUCUUUCUGCGCCACUGAUCGGUGCUCUUUCUGAUGUAUGGGGUCGAAAAUUCUUUCUAUUUAUCACAGUGGCCUUUACGUGUGCACCAAUUCCCCUAAUGAGCUUUAACACAUGGUGGUUUUUCGCCAUGAUAUCCAUCAGUGGUGUAUUCGCAUGUACAUUCUCAGUGGUAUUCGCGUACGUCGCAGAUGUAACGGAAGAACAUCAAAGAUCGCCGGCAUAUGGUUUGGUUUCGGCAACCUUUGCUGCAAGCAUGGUGAUAAGUCCAGCUUUAGGUGCUUAUACUAUGACGAAAUACGGGCAAAAUCUUACUGUAGCACUAGCAACUGCUAUUGCAAUCUUAGAUGUGCUUUUCAUACUAGUGGCUGUACCUGAAAGUUUGCCUGAAAAAGCACGUCCGCCAGCACCUAUAUCAUGGGAGCAAGCUGAUCCAUUCGCAGCUCUCGGAAAGGUUGGGAAAGAUCAUACUAUUUUAAUGUUAUGUGUCACCGUGUUCCUGAGCUACCUUCCUGAAGCGGGACAGUACAGUUGUAUAUUUGUUUACUUAAAACUGGCUAUGGGCUUUUCUGUUGUCAUGGUGGCUGUAUUUAUUGCUGUGGUGGGUAUCCUGAGUGUGGGAGCACAAAUUGUAUUAGGACCCUUGAUGAGAGCACUUGGCAGCAAACAUACCAUAAUGCUUGGUCUGUUAUUUGAGAUGCUACAGCUCAUGUGGUAUGGAUUCGGCUCACAAAUAUGGAUGAUGUGGGCUGCUGGAGUGCUUGCUUCUGUAUCGAGUAUUACAUACCCCGCGAUCUCUGCAUUCGUAUCCAUGCAUUCUGAUGCUGAUAAACAGGGAUUAGUACAAGGUAUGGUAACAGGGAUGCGUGGUCUCUGCAAUGGACUUGGCCCUGCCAUGUUCGGUGUUAUAUUCUACCUUUUUCACGUCGAUCUUAACGAUGACACGCCCAAUCUACCCUUAAAACCAUCUUUAGUAGAAGAGAAUAAUAGGACGGGAACUAGUACACAUCUUGACAUAAUGCCCCAGCUAGUACCAGGGCCACCAUUCGUGUUUGGUGCAUUACUCGUAAUCUGUGCGUUAUUGGUAGCCGCAUUUAUUCCCGAGUCAAAUACGAUGUCAACGGGAUCGUUGCAUCAUCCAUCCACUUCCCGGAGGCCCUCCGGUAAAUACGCAUAUCAGAAAUGUUUAUCUUUAGAUGUUCAGUACGAGGCAGAUCGAGUGGGAAGUGGAAGAGGAAAGAUAGGUCCGCUAUCACCAUUAGUCGACAAUUGUAAUUCUGCCGCGCUAUAAUGUCCAUUCGAAAAGUAAGGCAUGCCAUGUGCCAUAGUACACGGUGAAAAUCGCUCUAAUCGAGCAAGAAAGCCCUUACUUUCAGUCGGAAUUCAGAAGAUUGUCAUUAUGAAGUGCAUCUGACUCAAUGGGGACUGUAAUAGAAAGUUGUUUAUAUUGUAUUAUACUAUUUGUUUAAGGCAGUAACUAAGCUUAAUUUUAGGAUUAUUAAUGAACUUAAUGUUUAGGUUGUGACAAAUUUCCACAAGCAGAGCUUGUGCGACGUGUACAUGUGGGUUGAUCUCAAAGUCAAGUUAUAAUCACAUGGUAGAUGCGAUUAUGUUAAAAAAGGCAAAACGUUAUAAAUUUAGCUCUUCCUUUCUAAGAUUUUUGCGCCGAUUACUAAAUCAGAUAUAAUGAGAGCUUGCGCGAAGUAUCAGUGACUCCUAGUUUUUAUGCAACUUGCCAAUGACACAAAACAGCACACUAGCGAAAGUUACAAUCAGUAUUUUACUAGAUAUAUGAUUUUUAAUAAUUAGUCAUUGUUUUGACGUUGUAUCUUUCCCUGUUAUUUUCAACUUACAUUACUAUUCGUUGCAUCAAAUGCAAAUAUAAAUUGCAAAAUAGUUUUUGCGUCUCUGCAUACAUUCAUAUACUAGAAAUAGCUAUUACACAUUCCUUGUGAGCAUAAUUUGUGCACACAAAACAGCAUUGUAAUGAUUGAAAAAAAUGAAAAUUUUUUGUGAAUUAUAUUUUUUCUUUUUUUUCACAGAUCCAAUAUAUUUUAUAAUGAAUAUUAUCGUACAUUAUUCAGUAUAAUUUAGCGAAUAUUUAUAGAUCAUAUGAAUCUAUUCCUUUCGCACAAACUAUUUAUUUUAUUAGAUAAAAAUCAUAUAAAAUAUAACAAAGGCCUCAACAUAAAGGUUAAGAAGUUACAUGAAGUGAUAGUUUGUCAUUCAAAGGCAAUGGUAGAUGUCAAUAUCAGUAACAGAAGUGUGAGUAACAAAAAUGUGUUAUUAAUCAUUAAUUGAAAAUCGAUAGAUCUUUCACAAUGUGUAUAUUAUAACCGGAGUCAUUGAUGUCAAAAAAAAUCUAUGAUAGAGUAGGACCUCUAUGUACAUUUUGCUUUUGUUUUAUAUAUUAAAAUCUUUAAGAUAAGAGA